AGGUACCCAAGCUUGAAUGAGCAUUUUGAUUGGCUAAAACUUGCAGUUACCAUGGUUUCUGAGGGACUUGAGGAAAUUUUGAGGUACCAAGGAAAAUUUUGAGGCAUAAGGAGAAUAUUUUGAGGCACUAGCUGGUUUUUGACCUUGAACUUUGUUUGGAAUAAUGUCUAUGAUUGGUUACGAUGUUCCAUGUUUAUUCUAACAGUGCAUUUUAUUGGUGCAUUUUAUCAACUCCCUCAAGUACAGCAAGCGUACCUCACUAUUUUCGACUUUCGACUUUCGAGAUACUAGUAUCGUUAACAUUUACCGCACGCAAUUUCUUCUGAAAAUGGAUAGAGAUUGUUUUCUAGAAGCCCAAGAGGCAAUGAACAGCAACAACAAAGAAGCUCUGUUGCUUCUGUACAACGAGCUACGCGGGCAGUUGAAUUCAAAGCCAAGAUGUUCAUCUUACUUGCUUCGAUCAAAACUGGGCAAUUCACUGUACCGGCAUAUUGUUGCUGAGACAUAUAUUCCAAGCAGUAUGAAAUCGCAGGGAAAGAUCUACACUGCAAUCAGAUCUCAAGCAUCAGGGAAUUGUCUUUACAGCUCAGUAUCUUUGCUGCUUGUAGGAGACAACAGCUUAUGACUGAGCACCAUGACCUUAGUCUUGUUAAUCUUUUGCCAUUAUCAGUAUCGGCCUCAUGUUUAGAUUCCGGCUUAAAGAAUGAGGAUUUAAUUAAGCAAGAAGCUAUUUUAAAUUGUUAUGAUGGUACCUGGUCACCUUUCUUGUGUAUUCUGGGCUUAUCAUCAGUUAUUGGUAAUGAAAUAUUUACUUAUUAUCCAGAUUGUGGGGACAUAAGACCCAAAUUACUUUUUAAUAGACAUGUAAACCCUCGCUUGGCAAAUGAAGCAAUUGUGAAGGAUGUUGCUGUUCACAUAUUAUUCUGCUAUGAAGGCAAGGUUAAGUCUGGCGAGAGCUUUUUGCCAAACCAUUAUGUUCCUCUUCUUUGCUCAACAAAAAAUGAAAAACAUAAAGUGUGUAACAAAAAGUGCAAGCAUCCUGACAACUCUUCUCUACAAGAACACCAAGAUAUUAAGCGAUUCUUCCAGCUGUCUUGCAUUGAUAAACCUUCUAACAGUAAUUUUAAAACUGAUAAGUCUAGCCUUAGCACCUUAUGUAUUGACAAGUCUUCUUCUCUUGAUGCAACUUGCUACAAAAAACCCCC
This is a messenger RNA of Xenia sp. Carnegie-2017, 1205 nucleotides long. RefSeq lists its product as uncharacterized. The transcript is spliced from 3 exons. The coding region runs from base 329 to 625 and encodes 98 amino acids. The record is from RefSeq and is a predicted model, not a curated record. NCBI's taxonomy places the organism in Eukaryota, Metazoa, Cnidaria, Anthozoa, Malacalcyonacea, Xeniidae.